AGUCACCAAAAUCAGGAAACUGAGUGUUGCUAUUAAUACAGCAGCAAAGGGCCGUGUCUGCUUCAGGCUCGCGUCGUCUCAGCUGACCAGAGAAGGAGCCUCAGCAUACUGUACCGCGACCGAGGGGGACUUUUGGGGCCAAAUGAUGCUUCUGGCUGGGUGAUCUGGUGCGUUUUGGAGGAUUCACAGCCAUGGAGGCACCUGUCUCAAGCACUUCAUCAGUAAAUCCAGAAGCCAUCUCCAAGUGCGAGCUGUUGAUCCUGCACACUGCAGAGGCGCAGGAAUGGGCGACGUAUCUGCAGCAGAUCUUAAAGUCUUCUCUGAAGUUAUGCGAAUAUUUAGUUGUACCGUACGCGGUCAGCCCGGACGAUCAGCCCCUCGGAUAUAACCUUGAAUCCUUCCAAAGCUGCAAGUGCAUCGUGCUGCUGCUCACAGGGGUGUUGCUGGACCUGGCGGCCGACCCCCAACUGCAGACAGCGCUUCAGGAACUCCUCCAUCCUCCACACAGGGUGGUGGCGCUGCUGUGCGGCGUGUCGGAGGCCGACGUCUCCCCGGGGAGCUUCAGAGACUGGUCCAGCUGGAGGAAAAUCUAUGCCGAAGAUGAGCCAGCUGUUUACGUUUCCACCAUACUGGAAUCGGUCACUGACAGCAGACAAGCGAAGGACGAGUGUAAGAGCAAAGCAGCGUCGAACAUCUCCGCUGCCUCCUCAAAUCAAACUGAUGAAACGCAGGAAGUGGCGUCAGGACAGCAGCAGCGGGCCAUCUUCAGGGAGAAAGAGACUGCGAGCGACGAAAUCACGGCGGGCACGCAGCUCACCUGCCUCACCGUUCAGCCUAACAGAGUCCUGUGCGGGGCACAAGAGACACUUUAUGUCGUUUUCAAACACAAACUAGACGAUCAAUGCGCACCAGAGGUGGAGUUCACGUCUGAAAAAUCCACCAAACGGGUCUCAGGCUGUGUGGAGAACGAGUACACCCUCAGUGUUACUGCACCUGAUAUGCCUGCGGGAUUAGCAUCGCUGACUUUGCUCGCAGGCCAGUCGCGAGUCGGCCUGAAGCCUGUAACCUACUACACCAACAUGGGGGAAGUCAGCCGGUGUCUGGAAAAUGCCUCUGAUCCCAUUAGCUUCAUCUGCCAGGCCUUCAAUUUGACGUCGAAUGCGACCGAAACGCUGGACAACAUGCUGACAGACUCAUUAAAGUCCAGGUUGCCUGCAACUAGUCUUCAGCUGUUUGGAGUCAAACAGAUAGAAGAAGACAACAUGUCGUCGUAUCAGCGCACUGAGGAGCUUCCCACUUUGCUGCACUUUGCUGCCAAGUACGGCCUGAAGAAGCUCACCACCACUCUGCUGCGCUGUCCCGGGGCUCUGCAGGCUUACAGUGUGAUGAACAAGCAUGGCGACUACCCAAACACCCUGGCAGAGAAGAGCGGCUUCACGGACCUCAGACAGUUCAUGGACGAAUUUGUCGAGACGGCGGACAUGCUGAAGUCUCACCUCGAGGACACCAUCAACACCGACGAAGGCGCAGAGGUCUACGAGUUCAUGUCGGCCGCCUCUCAGGAUAUCAUCAUGAAGUACUCCACCGCCUCCGAGGAUAUUUAUGAGUCGAUGCUGGGGAUCGACCCGGAGUGUGCGGAGGACCUAUAUGAGGUGAUGAAUGCAGUGGAUGAGAACCCAGAGGAAGCCAUGCUGAUCAAGUUCUUUCAAGGUAAAAGUCUCCACCAUCUUGAUCCCAUGACGUCUCACACUGCGGGACUCAGUCUGAGCAACGCACUGCAUGCAGGUAAACCGCAUGACGCUGAGAAAAAGGAAAAAGGUGACGAUGAGAAAGUGGAUGAAGCUGAAGAAGAGGAGGAGGAUCCCUACAACCUGUGUCCAGAGGACAUCUAUGACACCGUGGACCCCGACAGCUCCUACAACCCCGUCAUCCUGAACCGACCUCCGGCCCCCAUACCCCGACCGGAGCGAGCGCCCCAGCAAGAGCAGGCUAUCAACUACAUCUCCAGAGUAUUUUCAAGUUCGGAUUCAUCAGCGAGUCGUUUGAAGGACCAGGGAUAUCCUGCAGCUCGGCCUGUGGUGGAGCCCCCGGCGUCUACUUACGACCCGUACGCCGGAAUGAAGACCCCGGGUCAGAGGCAGCUCAUCUCCCUGCAGGAGAGGGUGAAAGUCGGGGAAAUAACUGUGAACGAGGCUGUCCAAGAGUUUAAGGAGUGGCAGUUCGACCAUGAGCGGAGGACCAACUCGAUACGCUAUCAGCAGGAAAAUCUGAAGAAACUAAGAGACAGCAUCACUAGACGACACAAAGAGAGAGAGAAGGAAGGAAAAGAACUUGAUUACGAGAUCAGCGCUCCGCUGCCGAGGAGCAUGUACUGGAGCUCCAACGUGGCGGGGGAGAGCGGGGUGUAUGAGCCGGCGCCCAGGAUGGUGGCUCCGCCUCCUGCAGCCUCUCAGGCUAUCCAGAGAGGCAACUGGAAGACAGGGAGCACGUCCAGCACAUCCAGCAGUGAGAGCAACAGGCUCAGCACUCACAGCACCUUCAGCUACAGCAGCGGGACCGAGCCAGAGUUUGAGGACAAUGUAGAAAGUCUUUCCAAUCCGCUGCGACCUCCACGACCUUCUGAUGCUUUCGACCUUCCUCCCAGAAUCCCUCCACGGAUCCCCGAAAGGGUGCCAGAAUUGGCUCACGAGCGCUACAUAUCCUGCCCACAGCGAGCGCUCCCUCAGAGACCCUCCCCCAGACACACCGACUCGCCACCGCCGGUGCCUCGCCGCCUGCGGUGAUCGCAGCGAGGCUGACUUCCGCGGGUUUUAAUCAAGGAAGCCUCGAAUGAUUUUCUACAGAAAAUGACGAACAAGAAUGUUUGAAACCAUCAGACCAGAACAAGAGCUGAGAAAUAAUUUUAUAUUGUUUGUUUUUUUUAAUUAAACCUCACAUUAUUAAAUAGUUUUAUUAAAUGUGAGCUACUGUGUUUAACAGUG
Messenger RNA from Salarias fasciatus (jewelled blenny), 2981 nucleotides. It is a transcript of the gene pik3ap1, whose product is annotated as phosphoinositide-3-kinase adaptor protein 1. NCBI's taxonomy places the organism in Eukaryota, Metazoa, Chordata, Actinopteri, Blenniiformes, Blenniidae. The record is from RefSeq and is a predicted model, not a curated record. Gene Ontology annotation, molecular function: phosphatidylinositol 3-kinase regulatory subunit binding; signaling receptor binding. The transcript is spliced from 16 exons. Bases 192 to 2783 code for a protein of 863 amino acids. Gene Ontology annotation, cellular component: cytosol.